This is a messenger RNA of Spinacia oleracea (spinach), 1926 nucleotides long. RefSeq lists its product as uncharacterized. Lineage: Eukaryota; Viridiplantae; Streptophyta; Magnoliopsida; Caryophyllales; Amaranthaceae. Bases 189 to 1769 code for a protein of 526 amino acids. The transcript has 7 exons. The record is from RefSeq and is a predicted model, not a curated record.
ACUCAGUUGAAUAAUACCCACCGAAAUCAUCCACACACGUCUUCUCUUUCUCUUUCUCUUUCUCUUUCUCUUUCUCUCUCCCCCAAUUCCACAGAUGGAUCGAUAACAACAACCCCAAAUUUGUCUCUCAAGUUCUCUCUCACCUCAAAUUCCCAUUCAUUUACUUCCGAAAAACCCUAAUUUACAGUAUGAUUCAAACCAAAAAACCCCAAUUAGCUCUGCUGUUCAUAAUUUUUCUAGGGUUAGGGUUUAAUUUGAAUUUGGGCGAUGCAUUAAAGGUUCCCUUUAGGGUUAACGAUGUUCUUCCAGUUUUACCACGCCAAAUUUCAUGGCCUGUACUUAAUAAUCUUCACAGUGCGGUUGAUUUGCUGCCUUCUUUCGUGGGUUCGAUUUCUCCCCAAAAUAAUGAGUCAAUUCAAUGGAAAGGGGCUUGCUUUUAUGAGAAUACUGCUCGCCUUGAGUUCACUGAUUCCGGCGAUAAGGGCUUGGGUGGUGGUCUUCUUCACCUUAAGACAUCUUCAGCCCACAGUUAUACCUGUAUGGAUCUUUAUGUUUUUGCAACUCCCUACAGGGUUACUUGGGAUUAUUACUUUGCCUCAAGUGAGCAUACGCUCAAGAUAGAUUCUUGGGAGGAAGCUGCUGAGCUGGAAUAUGUAAAACAACACGGUAUUUCUGUGUUCCUAAUGCCAUCUGGAAUGCUGGGGACUUUCCUUUCUUUGGUGGACGUUUUGCCUCUAUUUUCUGACUCUGUUUGGGGUCAGCAUGCUAACUUAGCUUUUCUUGAGAAGCACAUGGGUGCAACAUUUAAGAAGCGUCCUCUACCUUGGCAGACGAUUAUUAAUCCUGAGGAUGUCCAUUCUGGUGACUUUAUUGCUGUUUCAAAGAUUCGUGGUCGUUGGGGUGGAUUUGAGACACUAGAGAAAUGGGUCACCGGGGCAUUUGCUGGUCAUACGGCUGUUUGCCUAAAAGAUGAGCAGGGUAAUCUUUGGGUUGGUGAAUCAGGCCAUGAGAAUGAAAAGGGUGAAGAAGUUAUUGCGAUCAUUCCAUGGGAUGAAUGGUGGAGACUUGCGUUGAUGGACAAUUCCAACCCACAGAUAGGUUUGCUGCCCUUGCAUCCCGAUGUGCGUGCAAAAUUCAACUCUACUGCUGCUUGGGAAUUUGCACGAAGCAUGUCAGGAAAACCAUAUGGUUACCAUAACAUGAUAUUUAGUUGGAUUGAUACCAUAGGCGACAACUUUCCACCUCCUCUUGAUGCUCACUUGGUCAUUUCUGUCAUGUCUAUGUGGACUAGAGUACAGCCAGCAUAUGCAGCAAAUAUGUGGAACGAGGCUUUAAAUAAGAGACUUGGAACUGAGGGCUUGGACUUGUAUGAAAUCCUAUUGGAGAUUGAGAAACGAGGCAUUGCAUUUGAGAAAUUGUUAACCAUCCCAGAGCAAGAUGAAUGGAUAUACAGUGAUGGUAAAUCCACAACAUGUGUUGCCUUCAUCCUUGCAAUGUAUAAAGAGGCUGGAGUCUUUCAUCCUUUUUAUGAUUCUAUUCAAGUAACAGAGUUCACAAUCCGCGAUGCAUAUAUGCUGAAAAUAUUCGAGAGCAACACAACACGGUUGCCGAGGUGGUGUAACAAUGAGAAAGGGAAGGUUCCAUUUUGCCAGAUUCUCGGGGAGUAUCACAUGGAGCUGCCCGAAUAUAACACCAUAGAGCCAUAUGCAAACAUGAAUGAAAAUUGUCCGUCCUUGCCUCCACAUUAUCAGAGGCCUUUAAAAUGUUGAUGGUUGUUUAGGAUAUGUUGUUUGUUAUCUAUGUACCACGUUCCAAAAUGUUGUGGAGCAUUAUAUAAGCAACAAUUUGCCGCAUUUUGUAAUUUGUAUAUAUGUAUGAGACAGUCAUCUAUUGUAUAUAGUACGAGUAGUUGUUGCUUUUGGAGAA